CUCCACAAAAGAGAGAGGGUAUUUUGGAGCAAAAUGGUCCAAAAGAAGAAGAUAAAAGAGCAAAACUUGAAUCAGCAAACUUUGCUCUCAAAAUUUACAAGUUUGUUCUCUUUGCCCAUGAUAAUGCUCCCAUUACCUUCUCUGCAACCGAAGCCAAUUUUAUCUAUUAAUGUGGCAUCAUAUUUUCCUACUCUUAAAUACUCCUUUUUGUCGAGAAAGCAAAUAUCAUGCUGCCAUUCAAGUUGUAGUGUAGAAGACAGUAGUGAACGGAAUGCCUGUAAAGUAUUCUCUAAAGAGAAAACACCGAGGAGACUGAUACUCUUCAUGUUCAUCACUUCUAGAUCUUUUCCGACUUUGAUUUCCUAUGGGAAGACAAAGAGUAAGAAUCCAUAUGACGAAAAACGCUUGUUGGAGCAAAACAAGCAGAGACAACGAGAAAAUAAUGCUCCUGACGACUUUCCAAAUUUUAUUAGAGAAGGUUUCCAGGUUAAGGUGGUAGCAUCUGACAAUUAUAUAAAGCGUGAUUCGGGGCUCAUAUACCGGGAUUUUGAAGUCGGUCAAGGUGAUUGUCCGAAGGACGGUCAACAGGUCACAUUCCAUUACAUUGGGUAUAAUGAAUCAGGUCGCCGUAUCGACAGUACAUACUUGCAGGGUUCUCCUGCCAAAAUCAGGAUGGGCACUAAUGCACUAGUGCCAGGAUUUGAGGAAGGAAUACGUGACAUGAAACCCGGGGGUAAAAGAAGAAUCAUCAUUCCUCCAGAGCUUGGACCACCGGUUGGACCUUCAACGUUUUUCAGUGCCAAACAGUUCGAGGUUUUUGAUGUGGAACUGCUGGGUGUCAAAGAUUGUCAGAGGAGAACCAUUGGAUUCUACUCGGAUGUUAUCUGCGAUUGAAUACAGAGAGAGGGAGAGGUUGAUGUCUCAAUUUUGGCUUAUUGAAUUAGCAUCAACCUUUUAGAGCUCAGCUGUACACUGAUGUGCUUUCUUCUACCCUAAAGCAUUAAAGAAUUUAGUUAGCACAACUUCAACUCUCCAAACCAUUUUUUUUACGAAUAAUGAUAAUGAAAUUUGUUUGUCAAUUUAUCAAAAAAAGGCGCAUAAAUAGUUGAAUAAUCAUGGACAUCUCGAUGUAGGCCACCACACACGUAACAAGCUCGUUAGCCAAUUUGUUUUUUGAAUUUGUAUUUUGAUCAAAAUGGCUCAAUACUAUCCAAAAUUGUUAAUAGAUGCUUUUAUUGAUCUGCCAUUUCCGAAAAGAUUAAUGAUAUUUGAUAUAUGAAUAUAUGCUCUUAUUUGAUAAAAA
This is a messenger RNA of Amaranthus tricolor (Joseph's coat), 1303 nucleotides long. RefSeq names its product peptidyl-prolyl cis-trans isomerase FKBP20-2, chloroplastic. The transcript is spliced from 7 exons. Gene Ontology annotation, molecular function: peptidyl-prolyl cis-trans isomerase activity. The coding region runs from base 34 to 894 and encodes 286 amino acids. The record is from RefSeq and is a predicted model, not a curated record. Lineage: Eukaryota; Viridiplantae; Streptophyta; Magnoliopsida; Caryophyllales; Amaranthaceae.